Messenger RNA from Microdochium trichocladiopsis, 1987 nucleotides. Its product is annotated as permease for cytosine/purines, uracil, thiamine, allantoin-domain-containing protein. Gene Ontology annotation, biological process: nucleobase transport; transmembrane transport. Gene Ontology annotation, molecular function: nucleobase transmembrane transporter activity. The transcript is spliced from 5 exons. Lineage: Eukaryota; Fungi; Ascomycota; Sordariomycetes; Xylariales; Microdochiaceae. The record is from RefSeq and is a predicted model, not a curated record. Gene Ontology annotation, cellular component: plasma membrane. Bases 1 to 1884 code for a protein of 627 amino acids.
AUGCCCUUGGCUUCUGGAAGUGUUCUUUCGCAGGACCGGCGUAAUUGUCAGAGGGAGCCUGGUGGUGGCAGAUGGGUUGUCAAUGGUGAAACUCAAAAGCUGAAAGCGCCCAAUCAACCGUUGAUGGCUGCAUCCCAUCGACAAGGCCAAGGGGUGGCCCAGGCGCGCAGCUGCCCCUUUCCUUCAUUGUCGUCAUCCACAACAUCAUCUCAGCCCAAGCACCAGGAGACAACAGCCAAGAUGAAGAUGGACAACUACAAGGCCGGCCUGCGGGCACGCUUCAAGAUGGACCCGGAGACCGUCGCCAACGGCUCGAGACUGACCAAUUGGGAUCUGGAGCCUAUCGACGAGGAGCGCCGCAACUGGAACUGGAAGACGUAUGCGUCGUACUGGAUCUCCGAGUCGUGGUCGGUCACACAGUUCACCAUUGGCGCGCAGAUGGUCGUCAGCGGCCUCCUUUGGUGGCAUGCACUGAUCGCCUGCGCCGUCGCUCAUCUCUUUGGCGCCGCGUUUGCCGUCUUCAAUUGUCGUUCCGGUGCUGCUUACCACAUUGCGUUCCCUGUCGCGGUGCGCGCCUGCUUUGGUGUCUAUGGCGGGCUCUGGCCCGUCUUCUCCCGCUCCGUCCUCGACCUCGUCUGGUACGGCAUCCAGUGCACUUUCGGCGGCACGUUCAUCGAUGUGGCCUUUGUCGCCAUCUUUGGAGACGCCUGGAAGAAUAUCCCGAACGCGCUGCCCGCGUCGGCCUCCAUCACCACCCGAGGCAUGACGGCCUUUUUCCUGUACUGGGUACUUCAAUCCUGGACUACAUUCUACCGCCCCAACGAAAUGAAGUGGAUGUACUACGCCAAGAGUGUACUCAUGCCGAUCAAUAUGUUUGGCUUGUUCAUCUGCGCCAUGAUUAGAUCUGGUGGCCCGGGUGAUUUUCAACUGACCGAGUUUGCGGCAUCGCGGGCGGCGCUGGCGUGGGCGAUGCUCGCAGCAGUCAACUCGGCCCUGAACGGCAACUUCGGCCCUCUUGUCGCUUCCGGCCAGGAUAUUACACGCUUUGCCCGGUCGCGCCGCGAUGCGACGAUUGGCCAGGCCAUCUCUGCGCCCUGGUCCGCCACGGUCGUCGUGGCCCUCGGCCUCAUCACCGCCGCCUGCUCGCGCAAGAUCUACGGCGAGGCCUACUGGUCCCCGGCGCUCCUGCUCGAGGCCAUCAUGGAGGAGAACUUUAGCGGCGCGACCCGGUUCGCCUGCCUCGUGUCCGCGGUCGUGUACAUCUUUGGCAACGUCUGCACCAACUACAUUGCCAACAUUGUCCCGUUCGGCAGCGACGCGACGGCCCUGUGGCCGCGGCGCAUCAACUACAUCCGGGCGACCGUCAUCUGCGCCGCCGUGGGCGGGUGGCUGAUGGUCCCCUGGAAGGUGUCGGUCGACGGCGCCGCGUUCGUCAACGCCGUCGUGGGCAUGGGCAUCUUCGUCGCGACCCUGAUCGGCGUCAUGUUGUCCGACUACUACGUCAUCCGCAAGGGCAACUACUUCAUCGAGGACCUGUACAGCACCGACCCCAAGGGCCGCUACUACUACACCAAGGGGUUCAACCUGCGCGCCUACGCCGCGUACGUGGUCGGCGUCGCGAUCCAGUUCCCGGGCUUCCUCGGCACACUGGGCGUCACGAGCCUCGCGGCGCCGCUCGAGCCCCCGCAGCAGAUUUACACCCUGGGAUACCUGCUCGCCUUUGCGACCGCCUUUGUCGUGUACACGGCGAUAUGCCUGGUCUUUCCCGACGCCGCGAUGAAGGAGGCCGGCGCAAUGAAGUUCGAGGAGCUGUCGAGCGUGGGCGGCGACUCGGGCCACAUCGACAUUGAUGCGUCCAAGGAGAAGAACAUGGCGGAGGUCUAGGCGGGUUUCGUCUUGAGUGCUUCGGUCGUGUUUUCAGAGGCUCUGGUUUGGAAGGGAGAGAGGAGUCGCGUUAUAGUGAAUGUCUGCGCAAGCAAUAAUGGUG